CAUUCCAGAGUGGCUGUUUUUCCUGACUGUGAAUUUCCCACUGGAGCCUUUCACAGUUGUUAGCUAUUUUUUAUCUCUACAUAAACAAGAGAGGAGGUGCCUCUGAAUAAAUUCACAACCCUUUCUCUGCACUCACUUUGCCAGUUGAAGAACUGCUUUCUGAAGUAAAGCCCAAAGUGUUGGGGCAAUUCCAAGGAGAAGUGUAUAGGCUGGAUUUAUCACUUUGCAUCAUCCUUCAUGUCUUCAACUUUUGCAUCAUAUUUCACGUCAUCAUCUUAUACCACCAGUGGCUGCAGAUAUUGUCACUCACUCAGAAUCAGAAUCAGUUAGUGCAGUGUUAUCGAUCAUGUUGAGGCAACCUAGUACGAGACCUUUUUGUCAUCCCUCAUGCUAUUUCAGCAAAUGCUCUCUGUCCACAGAAAACAAGCAGCUGCACAGAUGCUGCCUUUCCCAUGGAAUCACACUAUGACUGCAGGUGCCCCUCUUCAAAAUCUCUCUGACCAACCUAUCACUAGCAGGCAAUGAAAAGCAAGCUUCAAUUCUCUGUGUCACAGAAUGAGGCCCUGACAACUCUUUUUUGCUCUUUUUUCUGUGCAGAAAUAUUUUCAGAGACCAUGGGUCUUUGCAUGUGAGUAGCUCAUUGCCCUUUGAUUGGAACAGUAACUGGAAAGCUGCCAGUAGAGAGGGAUUAGUCUUGGUGUAGAAUAUGGAUUUAUGCCCUCAUUCUGAGUGUACCCAUCUAAAUAGUUCAACAAGGUGCCACUCUGUAGUGGUAUAAGUGGAGGAUUGGUGGCACACUAUUAGGAACUGGGAGGAACUAAGGAGGAGUGGGACAGUUAUGUUAUCUCUGCUUCCAGAUGGGAUCCCAACCUACUAUGCAUUUCUGUGUUGGCUUUAUCAGAGCUCAGCACUUCAUUAAGAGGACUUUUUAAGCUCUUAGGCAGAGAGUACUCUCCACCUCAUCUUCACAUAUAGUCCUCAGGAGAGAACUGCCUUAGACUUAUCCAAGUCAGAGUUUUCUUCCUUUUUGCAAGAACAAGAGUGCAAGAUACCUUAGAAUUAAGAGCAAUAUCAAGGUGGACAUCUACACCAGCUAAAGUUGGAGUGAAGAAACAAUUCAUAAGGCCUCAGUGAUUCUAGACCCUUCCCUAUGGAUUAUGGCCCCACUUCUACCAGUAAGCUGUCUGGCUUGAUUAAUGACCUCUGAAUUGCUUUAGGAAUCUAACGAACAAUCUUUGGUUGAAGAACUGUCACAAAAACGUGAGUGCAAAUUAAAAACUUCAGAAUUCAAGAAAAAAAGGAAAAGAAACAGAUGCAGGUGUUCUCUACUUCAGCUCAAUGUUCCUUAUAGUGUCUUGGGUGGACUCUAGGAUGUCAGUGCAUCUACUGGCCAGCCUUCUGUUGCUGAUCUCCUUGCGAAGACUGUCUGUGUCCCACCUUAUGAUGGACAUGGCUCUACAUUCCUUUGAUGAUCAGUACCUGGGGUGCAGAGAGCAGGUGAUGGAAGAACUGGAGAGAGGAGACUAUUUCUAUAAGGAAAUAGCUGCUAAUAAAAACUAUUUGAGUCUUUGGAAGAAGGCUCAGGAGGCUUUGUUAAAGAGCCCUGUAGGCCUCUUAAGGGAAAUGCAUGAAAGUCAUGCCAUAGUCCUCAUGGCUUACACCAUGAAUUCUUCCCUGCACUCUCAGCUGAACUGGGCCACAUCCACAGCAGGAAGCUCUCCAGAGCAGUACAGACACAACUUCACUUUCAAAUAUUUUCACUUUUACCUAACAACUGCAAUCCAGAUAAUGAAGCAAUGGCAGAGCAGCAAGGAGAACAUGGGGAAACAUAAGUGCUACCGAGUGCAUAGGGGUGUAAAAGACUUACAUAUUGAAGCCACAGUAGGCAGAAGAGUACGAUUUGGCCGUUUCACCUCUACAUCUCGCCUCUGGAAUGAAGCCCAAAAGUUUGGAAAUGAAACUUUGUUCACAGUGACAACUUGCCUGGGAGCAGCUCUGCAAGGCUUUUCUUACUACACAUCUGAGAAGGAAGUCCUCAUUCCCCCUUAUGAGGUGUUUGUUGUCAAAAACUUCUUCCGGACAGAGUAUGGCAACCGGCUGCACCUGCAUUCUGUGGGGAAUUACAGCAAGUACCACUGCCAGCUCUUGGAAGCUUCAAGAAUCAAGAACAGUGGUUCUACUGCCUCUGCCUCUGCUGUUCUUCCUGGUGCAGUUGGAGUUUUCUUGUGGUUGGCUAAGCAACGACUGAUUCUCUGGCUACAUCCAGAUGUAUACAUUUGAUUAUCAAGACAGAAAAAUAGACAGGAAAUCAGUCACUGGAGUUACUGUUACAGAAGGUUCAUCACUUCCUUUGUUUUCAGCAGCAGUUCUCCAGAUGGAACUGGGUCAUUCAGCCUAGCUCAUCAAAACAAACACUCCCUGGACUCAUUCAGACAGAAGGGCAUUUAAUAUAUGGCCUAACUGAAGAGUAGGGCAGUGACACCAUUCACUGUAGGUAGUUAGUCCCUUAGGCAUUCAGGAAAGACACACAUGGACUUUAACAGCAUCUAUACAGAUCUCUUAGUAUCUUUAUUUUUAGUGAGAGAGCAUCUGGCUGUGUGAUGGAGAAGGCACCAUGGUGGUAGACUGUGGUGGGUAAGUGUUCUUCCUUACAUAUCUCCUAUAAGUGCUGUGUCCCAGGAGACAGCUAAGGCUAUGGCUGCAGCACAUCAGCCUUUCCCCAAUACAUGAUCCCAUACACCAAAGCCAUCUGACAGCUCUCAUCUCAAACUGUCUGUCUGCAUCUCACACUUGUAGGACAGAAACAUAAAGCUUCCUUGAGACAUGAACUUAGCAGCAGAGGGUCACAAGAUGUGUCAGGCCUGUCUUCAGCUUUUAUGUUUGGCUUUAGCAUUUUGAAAAAGGCAGGUGAUGUGUUCAUAACAGUCCUCUAGUGGCUGAUGAAUAUCUGUUGGUUAUUUUACUGUGAAAUGAAGGAGAGCCUGUGGAACCCACUGCUCUCUUCAUGGAUGUUGGAUGUGAUUGAAAUUUAUUUACCUGUCUUUUUGCUUCAAUGCUCUGCAAUGACUAAUACUGGGGGUUGAACUUCUACAUGUUCACUUACACGUUCUGGGGCCUUAGAUGCCCAAGCUAGAACAGCUAUGAAGUUCUUCCAUCUACAAAAAAUAACGAUGUGGAAAAUAUAAAGAACAUUUUCUGCCUGCAAAAUCCCCCUUCCAAUAUGCCUACCCUAUUUCUUCGCCCCUGGUUCCUCACCCCUUGGGCCUGGGCUGAGCCUAUGGUCAGGAGACCAGUCGUGAUGAUUUAACUUUGCAGUGGAGUCACCAAAUAAUUGAACUGUAACUCUCUGAUACGUUUCAUAAAUGACCCCUGAGUGGUAACACCUCUCAGUCACCAGUGAACUUGGCAGGAAGCUGUCUGUAUUCACCAUCACCUCUCCAAAGUGGUAAGCAACAAGUUAGCUAUCCAAAUGAGAUCUGAAUAUAAGAGGACUGCACAAGUUGCUGACCAGCUAAUUAGUUAAAAGUAAGGAUAUUCAAAAGCACCUGGGUGAACUGCUUUACUCUCUGAGCAGCCCCCUAAAAGCUUGGUAGUGCCAUUCCCUUGGAAAUCCGGUGGCAAAGAGUGCAGAACUUCAGGCACCUGAGCAUUAGAAAUGUAGACACCUAAGGAAUGUGGGGGUCUUUUAAUUUUUUUAUUUUGUU
Oxyura jamaicensis (ruddy duck) is the source of this 3704-nucleotide messenger RNA. It is a transcript of the gene ART4, whose product is annotated as ADP-ribosyltransferase 4 (Dombrock blood group). The record is from RefSeq and is a predicted model, not a curated record. The transcript has 3 exons. The coding region runs from base 1339 to 2280 and encodes 313 amino acids. NCBI's taxonomy places the organism in Eukaryota, Metazoa, Chordata, Aves, Anseriformes, Anatidae. Gene Ontology annotation, molecular function: NAD+ poly-ADP-ribosyltransferase activity; NAD+-protein-arginine ADP-ribosyltransferase activity.